UGGAACACGGCGGCGCUUCCGGUACCGCUGCCCUCAGCGAAGAUGGCGGCAGUGGAGAAGCGGCGGCCGCCGGCGGCCCCCGCGGCCAGUUUCUCCGACAGCGGCCGGCCGGCGGCGCCCCGCGCGGCAGCGGCGGCCGAGAGUGAGGAGGACUUCCUGCGGCAGGUCGGCGCGACGGAGAUGCUGCGCGCGGCUCUGCUGAAGGUGCUGGAGGCGCGGCCCGAGGAACCGAUCGCCUUCCUGGCGCACUACUUCGAGAACAUGGGCCUGCGCUCGCCCGCAAACGGCGGCGCCGGGGAGCCCCCGGGCCAGCUCCUGCUGCAGCAGCAGCGCCUGGGCCGCGCGCUGUGGCACCUUCGCCUGGCCCACCACUCCCAGAGGACGGCCUUCAACAACAACGUUGGCGUGGCCUAUGAGUGCCUGAGCGCCAGCGGGCGCAAGAAGAAGCCAGGGCUGGACGGGCGCACCUACAGUGAGCUGCUCAAGCGCAUCUGCCGGGAUGGGGAGGCGCCCGAGGAGGUCGUGGCGCCGCUGCUGCGCAAGAUCCAGUGCCGGGACCACGAGGCCGUGCCUCUGGACGUCUUCCGCGCCGGCAUGCUCACCUGCUUCGUGCUCCUGGAGUUUGUGGCGCGGGCCGGCGCCCUCUACCAGCUGCUGGAGGACCCCGCCCUGGCCGUGGCUGACCGCCGCGUGGGCCAGGCCGUGCUGGACACCCUGGAGGGGGCCCUGCAGGCGCGCGACGGGGCUGCCACGCCGGCCCGCUUCCUGGAGGCCGGCUCUCGCCUGGGCCCCGACAGCCUGGCACUGGCCAUGGACCGCGCCCUGGUGGCUCGGCGGCCCAGCUCCCCCAUGACCCGGGAGGAGUUCCUGGAGAAGGCUGCCGCCCUCUUCAUAGCCAAGGUCAAGCCGGUGGGCUGAGCAACCACACGUCUGCCCUGUACCCUCCACCCAGGCAGCUGGAGGCACCUCGAGGUGGGAGCCACCUGCCACUGGGCAGAGUGCAGAUCUGGGACCAGAACUGGGGGGUCCCUGCAUGCAGGGGGAGUGCGAGUGCAGGGAGCCCUCCCCACACCCGCCUUCCAACCUGGAAUCAUGCCCCAGCGCCUUCAGAGGCGAGGUCGAGGGUCCCAGAGAGUGAGCACCCCCUUCCCCCACCCCCACAAAGGUCCCUCUCCUCGGCAGUAAUAAAGUCUGCGCUCAAGGCUGA
Molecule: messenger RNA, 1207 nt
Organism: Hyaena hyaena (striped hyena)
Lineage: Eukaryota; Metazoa; Chordata; Mammalia; Carnivora; Hyaenidae
Gene: TPGS1
Product: tubulin polyglutamylase complex subunit 1
Exons: 2
Coding region: 43-918 (291 amino acids)
Biological process (GO): protein polyglutamylation
Molecular function (GO): microtubule binding
Source: RefSeq, a predicted model, not a curated record